AUGAUUGUAAAGCUGUGCUCUCAUCCAUCGGUGAUUGUGAAGCUGUGCCCUCAUCCAUCUAUGAUUGUAAAGCUGUGCUCUCAUCCAUCUGUGAUUGUAAAACAGUGCUUGCAUCCACCUAUGGUUGUAAAGCUGUGCCCUCAUCCAUCGGUGAUUGUGAAGCUGUGCCCUCAUCCAUCUGUGAUUGUGAAGCUGUGCUUGCAUCCACCUAUGGUUGUAAAGCUGUGCCCUCAUCCAUCGGUGAUUGUGAAGCUGUGCCCUCAUCCAUCUGUGAUUGUGAAGCUGUGCUUGCAUCCACCUAUGGUUGUAAAGCUGUGCCCUCAUCCAUCGGUGAUUGUGAAGCUGUGCCCUCAUCCAUCUGUGAUUGUGAAGCUGUGCCCUCAUCCAUCUGCGAUUGUAAAGCUGUACUCUCUCCAUCUGUGA
Messenger RNA from Hyalella azteca, 423 nucleotides. RefSeq names its product putative keratin-associated protein 4-16. The transcript has a single exon. NCBI's taxonomy places the organism in Eukaryota, Metazoa, Arthropoda, Malacostraca, Amphipoda, Hyalellidae. The coding region runs from base 1 to 423 and encodes 140 amino acids. The record is from RefSeq and is a predicted model, not a curated record.